AUGAAGAUUUUCAGUCUUAUUUCAUCCGUGGCAAUUUUAAGUCAUCUGACGCCUGGAAUCGAAGCUGCCACUUCAAAUUAUAGGUGUCGCCACUUGGUCCUUGGUUCGGUUACUAUAGAUAGUAUUAUUGCACAUACAUUUGUAAAUCAAAAAGACAAACUUCAAUAUGAUUGGCAGCCCAAUCAAAAAUUUGCUACAGGAGCUUUCGACCUCGAUGUAAAGGAUGUAAAUGGAAUUGUCACAGUUUUGAUUGAAGUGGACAUGGACGUUCAGAAGAAAGUAUUGGAUAUAAGGGUUCUCGCUCUGGACCAAGUGUUUCCCUGUAAACCAACACAAGAAAGGCCUAAUUACAAUGAACCACUGCCAGCAUAA
Messenger RNA from Blumeria graminis f. sp. triticale, 372 nucleotides. NCBI's taxonomy places the organism in Eukaryota, Fungi, Ascomycota, Leotiomycetes, Helotiales, Erysiphaceae. The record is from the annotation of a GenBank genome assembly.